Molecule: messenger RNA, 866 nt
Organism: Lytechinus variegatus (green sea urchin)
Lineage: Eukaryota; Metazoa; Echinodermata; Echinoidea; Temnopleuroida; Toxopneustidae
Product: proline rich transmembrane protein 1B-like
Exons: 4
Coding region: 192-662 (156 amino acids)
Cellular component (GO): membrane
Source: RefSeq, a predicted model, not a curated record
AAGAGUCUCAUUGUGCCAGACAGUAAUUGAUAGGCGUAUAUAAAUGUUUAUAUCGACGCUGUAUUUCGGGCAGAUUAUUAACUGAAACAUAUAUGUUCAUAUUGGUUUCGGACGAUCUUCAUCUGCAAAUGUAAGGAUAUUUACCAUCAUAUUUCGUGGAAGGAUUACAGAAAUUGACUGAAUUGAAUAAAAUGGCAGAAAUGAAAAGCGCCCCCUACGACCAACUACCCAGCGCUCCAUACGAUAGCACUGCAAUCGGGAGCAACGCCUAUGCAUACGGGAACGCCGGGUAUUCUACAGGGCCCCCAGCCCCAAGUGGUGGAGGUGUAGCUCCCCCUGCAUACUCACAAAACACUGUACCGGUGGCGCAAACGGUCACUGUUGGGGUGCCAAUCGCUACGACUAUUCACAGACAGGGUGCCCCUCCUAUGCCUGAGAAGUAUAUAAUUCACAAUAUCCUCGUACUCCUCUUCUGUUGUCUAUUGUUCGGAAUCAUUGGAAUCAUUAAGGGUUCGCAGGUUGAUUCUCUGUAUAUCCAAGGCCAUUAUGAAGCGGCUCAGGUUGCCUCUCUCUCUGCCAGGCGAUGGUAUCUCUGGGGUCUCUGGUUUGGUGUUAUUGUGUACGCUGUCUUUCUGGUUACUUUCUUGAUUCUUAUAAUUUAGCGGCGUAAGAAAAGACAGCGAAUAUUAAUAGUGAGACAUUAAAACUUGAAAACAAACAUCGAGACUAAUCAUAGGUCUUAUAAGACACUGAGAAUUAAAUAGACAAUGACGAAACUUGUAUAUACGACAUCGACCGCCCUUUUACACACUGUUAGAAAAUUUAUCUUUCAAAUAAAAUAAGUUCCUGCAGCAGAGUCUCGAGAA